Molecule: messenger RNA, 2326 nt
Organism: Fundulus heteroclitus (mummichog)
Lineage: Eukaryota; Metazoa; Chordata; Actinopteri; Cyprinodontiformes; Fundulidae
Product: 1-phosphatidylinositol 4,5-bisphosphate phosphodiesterase zeta-1
Exons: 12
Coding region: 118-1824 (568 amino acids)
Biological process (GO): positive regulation of cytosolic calcium ion concentration involved in egg activation; intracellular signal transduction; lipid metabolic process
Cellular component (GO): nucleus
Molecular function (GO): phosphatidylinositol-4,5-bisphosphate phospholipase C activity
Source: RefSeq, a predicted model, not a curated record
GAAAGAGUGCAGGAAAACUUCAGAGAUCAUUUUCACACGCUCAGUUAGAGCAUAUUCUUAUAAAUAUUUCUACAUAUCUUCCCAGCAGCGGCUCAGCGACCAUCUUUAUCCGAGGGAAUGAUUAAGAGAAGCAAGGUCCCACAAUCCAGAAGAGCGGAGAUCAUGGGUCUGUUUCAAAUCCACGCAGACGACCUCCCCACGUUAUCUGCAAGUGCCCUGCUGAGGUUUCUCCACAAAGAUCAAAUGGAGCAAGCAGCAACCAAAGAAACGGUCGAGAGUCUGAUUGACAGAUAUGAGAUUGACGAGGCAGCCAUAGAGAGCCGCUCCAUGACGUUCGAGGGCUUCCUCAGAUACAUGGAGUCCAAAGACUGCUGCCUCUUCGACCAGACUCACACAUCGGUGUACCAAGACAUGGAGCAGCCUCUCACCAGCUACUUCAUCUCCUCUUCUCACAACACCUACCUGACAGGCGAUCAGCUGGUUGGAAAGAGCCACCUGGACGCGUAUGUUAGCGCUCUGAGGAAGGGCUGCCGCUGUCUGGAGAUCGACUGCUGGGACGGUCCAGAUAUGGAGCCUGUAGUUUACCACGGCUACACCCUCACCACCAAGAUACUUUUCAAAGAUGUCGUCGCAACUGUGGCUCAACACGCCUUUGAGGUGUCGGCCUACCCGGUAAUUCUGUCUCUGGAAAACCACUGCUGCCAGGAGCAGCAGGAGGUCAUGGCCCACUACCUUAUCUCCAUCCUGGGGGACAAGCUGUUGAAAAGCCCUUUGGAUCAUCCAACCACCGGAGACCUCCCGAGCCCAAAUGACUUGAAGUAUAAGAUCCUGAUCAAGAACAAAAAGCUAAAGUCACAACUUAAGGCAGAGGACAGAGCAGAGGGAGAGGAGAGUGCAGACGAGGGUGAGGACGGUGACGAUGAGGAGGAGGAGGUGGAGGAAGAUGAGGAGGAGGACGAGGGUCCUCAAACCAAAGCAAAGUUCUGGUCUUCCAGAAAAGCAGGGUCAAAGAAGAAAAAGAAGAAGGUGAAGGUGGCCCAGGCUUUAUCGGAUCUGGUAAUAUACACAAGGUCUGUCAAGUUCAUCAGCUUCAGCCACUCCCAGGACAGUCAGAACAGCUAUGAGAAUACAUCCAUUGCAGAAAAGAAGGCUCGCAAGCUGAUAAAGGCCUCAGCUCCAGAUUUUGUUCAGCACAACCAGAGGUUCCUAAGCAGAAUUUACCCAGCAGGCUCGAGAACGUCCUCCACCAACUACAGCCCUCAGGAGUUCUGGAACGCCGGCGCGCAGAUCGUGGCUCUUAAUUUCCAAUCUCUGGGCCUGCCUAUGGACCUUAACGACGGCCGUUUCCAAGACAACGGCGGCUGCGGCUACGUCCUGAAGCCAGAGGUGCUCAUGUCCAGAGAGAGGAGCUUUGAUCCGAGCUCCAGCCAGCACCGCCUCAAACCCACACAGCUGCUGCUCAAGGUGAUCAGCGGAUCGAACCUUCCGCUCCCCAAGUCUGGAAAAGCUCUGGACCCGUUUGUCAGAGUGGAGAUUCAUGGGAUUCCGUCUGACUCCCGCUGUAAAAACACUCAGACUGUCAAAAACAAUUCUCUGAGUCCUCACUGGGACGCUGACAUGAACUUUAGCAUCAGCGUCCCCGAGCUCUGCCUCGUCCGCUUCUGCGUGCGCGACCAGACCUCCCUCUUCAGGAGCGAGUUUGUGGGCCAGUACACGCUGCCCUUCACCAGCUUAAAGAAAGGCUACCGCUGGGUGCCUCUCCGGUCCCGAGACGGAUGCAGUCUCGAUCCAGCUUCCCUCUUCGUCUUGGUUUGUUAUUGCUAAUAGCAGCCGUCAAAGGUGGACUCUCUCAGAACAAAAAACACAAAUAAACAGUUUAAACUAACAGAUUGGAUUGGAUGGAUUAUCCAGCGGAAUGUAUAGAUCACACGGCAUGAUUUCCUCAGAUAUAAGUAUACAUUUAAUUUACAAAAUAUGUGUUUAUUUCUAGUGCUGGCCUGCUGAGAGUUAUACAAGAAAAGAGCAGAGUCUGACAGCUUCCUGCUCAAAUCUCUUUGGUAAUCAAUAUUAAUCUCGACAAUAAUACAGUAAAUUACACAGAGACUUAAAAGAUCUUACACAGGUAAAGUCAAGGAGUUGGCUCCAGAUAUAAUGCAAAGAUAUAAACAAGGACAAAUUUGUUGGCAAAGAUGUAUGUACAAAAAACAAAGAGAAACCUUAAACUUUGUGUUUUCGUGUGAUGGCCUGAUUUUACUUUAAUUUGAGUAUAUUUAGUCAAGAGGAACAAAAAGAAGGGAGAGUGUUUAACAGAAUCCUCUUUGGCACA